CUCAUUGCUGUCUAUCGCGUCGCGUGGUCGCGUCUAUUCUUCGCUCAUUUACCUUGUUUUAUCUACAAUAAGUAACAUUGGUCUUUUGCUUUGUUUUUAUUGUGUAUAGCUUUGCAUUCAGUAACGUAAUUACUGAUUGAAUUUAGUGUGCGCUAUAAUUUUUUAAAUAUUGAUUCUUUCGCUAUUCAUACCAGUGUAAACGGGAAAAGCUAAGCAUAAAAUAUCAGAAAUGGCGGAUAGAUCAAGUAAUGGACUUCAACAAGAUAAUCUCGGUGAUAGUCAGGAGGAGAGACAACAAUCAGAAAAAGCUAAUGAAUAUAUUCGAGAACUCAUGCAAGAAAAGCUCGAUGUCGACAACUCCAAGUGUCCCAAUGCUGCGCGUCUUCUUGAUCAAGAGAUUUCCAAGACCCAAGCCUCUGGAAAGACCACCAAGGACCAGAAGUACGUCGACAUUUAUCGCGAGAAGCCGAUUAGGGUGUCAGUCAAGGUGCUCGUUCCCGUUCGUGAACAUCCUAAGUUCAACUUCGUGGGUAAGCUGUUGGGUCCCAAAGGCAAUUCCAUGAAGCGUCUGCAGGAGGAAACGAUGUGCAAGAUGGCUGUUCUCGGUCGGGGAUCUAUGAAGGAUAGGCAGAAGGAAGAAGACCUGCGCAAGUCAUUGGACCCGAAGUAUGCUCACUUGACGGACGACUUGCACGUGGAGAUAAUAGCAUUGGCACCACCAGCCGAAGCACACGCCCGCAUUGCUUUCGCUUUGGCCGAGGUGCGCAAGUACCUGAUUCCCGACAACAAUGACAACAUCCGCCAGGAGCAGAUGCGCGAGAUGGAGCACAUCGUUGAGGAGCCCAUCGAGGAGAGACGACCAAGUGCACGAGGAGGUAUACUCAGACCAGUUGGCAGACCUGUACCACCAGGACCACCUGCUAUGCGUGGACCAGCUAGACCAAUUCUUCCACCCCCACCAGCGCCACGCGGACCAGCUGCUCGUCCCGUAGCGGCCAAGACUAAAGUUUUCUCGAUUUUGGAUCGCGCUAGAGUUGCUAUGGAUCAAAGCUAUGGGUACGAGUCGACCCCACCACCAACAGCCGGCCGUGCCUCUCAUCACGACUACGAAUACUCCUCAAAUAGCGGUAGUCGUUACGCUGGUAGCGACCGUCACUACUCAUCAUCGAAUGAAGAAAUGUAUCCGCCGCCUCCAUCCUCCAGGUAUGCCAGUGCUUCGUAUGACUACGAAGAAGAGGCUGGGCCCCACGGUUCUUCCCACGACUACUACGAGUCGCCGGAUUAUCCUGUGCAACGAUCGAUGAAAUUCGAGGACUCAUCUCAUAGCCGCGCAUGGAAGUCAUACAAGACAACGACAACCGGCGCCGGGGGCUCGGGCGCAAGCUCGCGCUACCGUGCCGCCCCCUACUCACGUCCCGCUAAGUAAAUGUUUCCAAGACUAAUGCGAUCCAUCCUAGAUGUAUUACUCAAGGAUUAAAACUCAGCGCCGCAUUAUUCGCCUUUAUCAUAAUUUCUGUUGACGUAUCAUCAGUAGUGACGAUAUCGAUUCUUCUUUUUGUGAUUCUCUAGAUUACAAUACGUAUAUAUUUACUCAAUUCUUACGUAAUAUUUUUAUUUUAGUUUAUUAGAUUUCACCAUCUUAUAAAGUUGAUUUUUUUUACAACUAGCUAAAAUCAAUGGAUCAUGGGCGUCAACCGAUGGUUUGUGCGGGGGAAGGUUUAUUGCAAUUGCGUGCCGAAAUAGCUAAUGUACUUUUUCACUUCCUUCGAAUUGAAUUACAUUAUAAUUAAUAACAAUUGUGGCCUAAUUAUGCAAAAGAGAGUUUAAGGACUAACAAAAAAAAUCGAUUCACUUUAAAAAUUAAAAAUUGUAACCUAUAUGCCAUGCCAUAAGUUAUGAUAAGAAAACAAAAAAGAAUACAUUAAUAGAACGCAGGAAAACUUAAAGAAAGUUAAGGACCUCACAAAGUACCGCGAACAAACUAAUCAGAAUGCUACGGCAAACCUAAACCUUUUACUGAGUUUCAACUUCAUUUGUUAAGUUGUAGCAUGAAGUGCUACGUCCAUUUAGAGAAACAAAAUGAAUUAAAUAGAGAAUUUAAUUGAGGACUAGAAAUAGUUCAACCGUUGACGUGCAUCCUUAUAAAUAACAUAAAAUGUAUUUCUCAUCCGACUUCAGAGGGCGAGAUGUUAAUCGUCAAAAGAAAAAUAAACACAACUUUUUCGCUGUAAUUUCUGUAAUACAACAAUUAAAUAAUCACGAUUUCAUUUAAUAUUCAGGUAGGGCAAUAUUAAUGCAGUAGAAUUAAACUGUAGUUUAUAGGUGUUUUAGAUGAUGUCUUGAUCUAAUCAGAAUUCUCACAUUAUCAAUUAUACGAACAAACUUAAACACGAUAAACGAGUUGUUUCAUAAAAAAAUACAUCAGAAAAAAUUACUAAAAGUGUAUCUUCUUAAUCAACCUAAACAUAAUGUCCAACGCUAGCGAGGCGUAAUAUAAGAUGCGUAUAGAACAUGUUUUGUUAAAAAUAAUGGGUAUUGAAUAUGUACGUCACCAACAGUAACUAAUACAUACAGUAAAUGGCGAAUAUUUAAUUUUAAUGCAUUUUUUAUCAUAAUUAUGUAUGACAAUGAUAAUAUAAUAAAAUAAAAAUGAAAUCAAAUUACAUUGUAAAUAAUAAAUACCUUUCCAAAAAUAUUUGUCAAUGUACGCUUAUAUAGACCAGCAUAGAAAACAAACACCAAAAAUCAUAUAAAGAUAUU
Phymastichus coffea is the source of this 2760-nucleotide messenger RNA. Its product is annotated as KH domain-containing, RNA-binding, signal transduction-associated protein 2-like. Gene Ontology annotation, cellular component: nucleus. The coding region runs from base 230 to 1426 and encodes 398 amino acids. NCBI's taxonomy places the organism in Eukaryota, Metazoa, Arthropoda, Insecta, Hymenoptera, Eulophidae. Gene Ontology annotation, biological process: regulation of alternative mRNA splicing, via spliceosome. The transcript is spliced from 8 exons. The record is from RefSeq and is a predicted model, not a curated record. Gene Ontology annotation, molecular function: mRNA binding.